AUGAAGGAAUGGAAUACAAUUGUCAUUUUUAGCAUUUUGAAUGUUCUCUUUGAGUUUGCAUCUUCCGUGUUUCUGGGAGGGACCAUAAGUUGGCGAGAGAAUCAGAGAAAGCUGCGUUAUACUUAUCGAGUGACAUUUGGAUUGGGUAAUGGGCCAUGCGGAUCAGCAUGUUCUUAUACAGAUAUAGGAAAGAAAACAAAGGCGGGAAAACCUUUCAACGAAACCUCCUGGGCAUGCGUAGGAUGUUCAAACCAUUUUACCGGAAGUGACCUAAAUUACGUAGUCACUGCAAUUGGAGAAAAUCCCAGAUGGGAGCAGGGUGAAAAUGUAUUUGAACAUAGAAUAAAAGACACCAAAUUCACAAUGUCAAUGAUUAUCCCAUCUAUUCUUAGUAACACCAGCAGAGCAGUUUUAACAACAAUUGUUGAUACCCGUGUUCGAAAUGACACACACAGCAUGAAUUCUAGUCCUAUUGCGGCUCUUCCUCCAUAUACAGGAAUUCCCUUUGGGUGUGUCUCCAACAUUACACUCCCUGUUAUCGACCCUGACAAUGACGUAAUCAAAUGUCGCUGGGCAACGAGUGCAGAAUGUGGUCAAGCUUGCACUGAUCUACCUGAAGCAUACAUAAACGAAAAUUCCUGCACUAUUCAUAUUAAUGCAUCAAAGCAAACAGGCUAUAAAACAGGACACAGAUAUCGUGUUGCAGUGACAGUCGAGGACUUCCCAAGAUUCCCUAUUGAACUAGCGUCACACAUUCUCCUCCCAAAUCAGCCAAUCAGUAGCAUUCCUCUUCAGUUCUUUAUAGACGUUGUUUCGUCAAGCUCCGGUUGUAAACCCGUUAUUACCUUUGAGAACAAGAACUUUCCAGACAACAAAGUUGCGUCUUACAGCUUUUUGGAUUUCCACAAUCAUGUCAACUUUGUAUUUCCAGUAUACUUAUUAUCAACAAGGAAUAUUACAACAUUUGUACAGAGUUUUACACAACACAUCAAUACUACAAUUAUAAGGAACCAUUCAGGAAGUCAUCAUACUUUAGAAUUGUAUUCGAAAUGGCGACCAGUUCCACAACAACUCGGCGAGAAUCUCUUGUGUGUUUGGGGGAAGGAUAAUGAAGGAGUGACUACGAGAAAACAAUGCAUCCUAGGACUUAUUGCUGACUCUGACGAGUGUUUUUCCAAUCCUUGUCACGGUUCUGCCACCUGUGUCAACCUCUAUAGAAGGUACGCAUGUGCCUGUCCACCUGGUUUCAAGGGCUCAACUUGUCAGAAAAAAAUAACCUGUGACCAAAACCCGUGUCUGAAUAAUGGAACAUGUUCAGUCAACUCGACAUUCUCUUGUCGGUGCAAACAUGGAUUUUUUGGAGACCUCUGCCAGUUUGAAGAACAACCCUGCUCAAGUUUCCCAUGCAAAAAUGGCGGGAAUUGUAUUUCUUUGUCGGGAAUAUACCGAUGUCUCUGUCCCAAAAAUUUCAUUGGCCACAGCUGUGGUAAGCAUCAUACUAGCUGCAGAGCUGUAGCACUCUGGUUGAGACAAUCCAGAGAGCUACAGAUCCAAUCAUUGUAA
Messenger RNA from Saccostrea echinata, 1563 nucleotides. RefSeq lists its product as uncharacterized. Gene Ontology annotation, molecular function: calcium ion binding. NCBI's taxonomy places the organism in Eukaryota, Metazoa, Mollusca, Bivalvia, Ostreida, Ostreidae. The transcript is spliced from 11 exons. The record is from RefSeq and is a predicted model, not a curated record. The coding region runs from base 1 to 1563 and encodes 520 amino acids.